Suricata suricatta (meerkat) is the source of this 6292-nucleotide messenger RNA. RefSeq names its product DnaJ heat shock protein family (Hsp40) member B14 (gene DNAJB14). Gene Ontology annotation, molecular function: Hsp70 protein binding. The record is from RefSeq and is a predicted model, not a curated record. Lineage: Eukaryota; Metazoa; Chordata; Mammalia; Carnivora; Herpestidae. The transcript has 8 exons. Gene Ontology annotation, cellular component: endoplasmic reticulum membrane. Bases 377 to 1516 code for a protein of 379 amino acids. Gene Ontology annotation, biological process: cellular response to misfolded protein.
CUCGGCGCAGUCCCCCGGCGGGCAGCGGGGCUGGUAUCGCCCGCCUCCCCUCUCCACCCCGAAGUUGGUCGGCUCCGAGCCUGUCAGCGCCGCGCACGGACUGCCGAGUCGGCACCGACGCCCAAGCCCGGGAGCUCGGUCCAGGGGCCCGGAGGGAUGCGACUCGCGUCGUAGCGGCCCGCGGGGGGCGGGGAGGCCGCCGUGAGGAGGCGGGGCUGAGAGCCCGCCAGUCCGCCCGGGCCGCCGCCACGGCCCUCUGCUCUCCUCCCCGCUCGCCGCCGCACGCCCCCACCCCGGGCCGGCUCGCCUCAGCCGCGGCCGCGGCUUCCGUUCCCCGUCGCUGCGCUGCCAGAGGAAACGGAAGAAAGCGCAAGCCAUGGAGGGGAACCGGGAUGAGGCGGAGAAAUGUGUGGAGAUCGCCCGGGAGGCCCUGAACGCCGGCAACCGCGAGAAGGCCCAGCGCUUCCUGCAGAAGGCGGAGAAGCUCUACCCACUGCCCUCGGCCCGCGCACUAUUGGAAAUAAUUAUGAAAAAUGGGAGCACGGCUGGAAAUAGCCCUCACUGCCGAAAACCAUCAAGUUGUGGUGAUCAGAACAAGCCUAACUGCACGAAGGACAGCACGUCUGGUAGUGGGGAGAGUGGAAAAGGCUACACCAAAGACCAAGUGGAUGGAGUUCUCAGCAUAAACAGAUGUAAAAAUUACUAUGAAGUACUUGGAGUUACCAAAGAUGCUGGUGAUGAAGAUUUGAAAAAAGCUUAUAGAAAGCUUGCUUUGAAGUUUCAUCCAGACAAAAACCAUGCACCUGGAGCAACAGAUGCUUUUAAAAAGAUUGGAAAUGCUUAUGCUGUUUUAAGCAAUCCAGAAAAACGAAAACAGUAUGACCUCACAGGCAAUGAAGAACAAGCAUGUAAUCACCAAAACAAUGGUAGAUUUAAUUUCCAUAGAGGUUGUGAAGCUGAUAUAACUCCAGAAGACUUGUUUAAUAUAUUCUUUGGUGGUGGAUUUCCUUCAGGUAGCGUACAUUCAUUUUCAAAUGGACGAGCUGGUUAUAGCCAUCAACAUCAGCAUCGACAUAGUGGACAUGAAAGAGAAGAAGAAAGAGGAGAUGGAGGUUUUUCUGUGUUCAUCCAGCUGAUGCCUAUUAUUGUAUUGAUCCUCGUGUCAUUAUUAAGCCAAUUGAUGGUCUCUAAUCCUCCUUAUUCCUUAUAUCCCAGAUCUGGAUCAGGGCAAACUAUUAAAAUGCAGACAGAAAACUUGGGUGUCGUUUAUUAUGUCAACAAGGACUUUAAAAAUGAAUAUAAAGGAAUGUUAUUACAAAAAGUAGAAAAGAGUGUGGAAGAAGAUUAUGUGACUAAUAUUCGAAAUAAUUGCUGGAAAGAAAGACAACAAAAAACAGAUAUGCAGUACGCAGCAAAAGUAUACCGUGAUGAUCGGCUCCGGAGGAAGGCGGACGCCUUGAGCAUGGACAACUGCAAGGAGUUGGAGCGGCUGACCAGUAUUUAUAAGGGAGGAUGAACUGGGAUGGUAUUUAUAUCUUCUAGUGUGCUCUUUAUUUCUCCUGUAAGUAAGGUUAGUUUCAUCGUGAGAGCUAAAGAAAAGGAUUGGGUGUUAAAAACCAAACUGAAUAGUUGGUCCCUGAACUCUUGGACUGUUUAUGACCUACUGGCUCCUUUAAAUAGUAAGGAACUGAAAACUAAAAUUAAUAUUUUAGUUAUGCUUCUGCAGUUAUUUUCACUUUAAAAGCUUACAUUAUUCCUAACUAAAAAUGUCUUGAGAAAGGAUUAUCACACCUGUGGCAGUUUCCAGUUUUAGUGAUUCUCCAUGUUUCCUUUCAUCAUGUAAAUAUUUCUGGAAUGAUCAUUUUCUGUACAUAUGGGUUACUACAUUUUUAUUUAAAUUCGUUUAGCAUUUAGCUCCAUGAGACACUUCAGUUUAAACUGAUAGAAUAAAUGUCCUAUGACAAAAUUACAUUUUUCUUGUCGGAUGUUGAAUGUUUGUGGAGUUUAAGCAAUGAAACGUUUUCAAAAAGAAAAGAAAAAACAAAAAUGUUUAACUUUGUGUAAAUCUUGUAGCAUUAUCAGCUUAGAAUGAAUUGAUAUUUUUAAUAUUGCUAUUAUAUUCCAGAAUAUAUAUUGAGAUAAAUGAACUGGUGUAGAGUAUCAGUUUGCUAUUUAGUUUUAUGAAUUGCUAAGCCAUGCAUAGAAAUGAAAUGCUAUACUGAUAGAUUUUAAAGAAAAAUAUGAGGAAAUGGCUAUGUAGAUAUUAAACAGAAAGGGCCUUCAACAGUAAAUUGCAGUUAUGUCAUUUGCAAUUCCAGUAAUUAUGAGGCCCCCAAAUGUUUAUAUAUCUGUCAUUGAAGGCUGCUAAGAUUUAUGAAGAAGACCCACCUGUUUUGCCCCCCAUGGAAAUUUAGUUUUUUUCUUAGUUAUCAUUUAAGUAGCAUCUCAAGUAAAUGGGUUCUUCUACAAAUGAGUUUUAAAAAAUAAUACUACUAAAAUGAAGCUUUGUGCCUUUUAACCUGAUUGCCAACUCUUAAACAUAUAUGUAGACUACAGCACACUGAUCUGAUCAGAGCAUGAUCUGUUUGGCCAUAUGCAACAGUGAGCGACAUAUAGCAGCAGGUAGAAUAGGAUUUAUAGCAAGUUAUCCUUACAAAAUCCUGAGCUAAAAUCUAUUCUCCAUUGAGUAAUUCAAUUAAUCGUAUAGGAAUAAGCUCUCUGUAAUUCAAUCCAUAAUAUAAAUUAGAAAAAUAAGCUGGAAAUUAAAGGUUUUGGUGCCUGUAUAUUGAGUAUGAACCUAUUUGAUUUCUAAUCUCCAUUUAACAGCUGUAAUAUUUUAAUGAUUUUGCUUCAUACUCAGUUAAUGGAGCACAAAUGCAUCUUUGGUAGUUUUUUGUUUUUUGGUAUGUGAGAGGAUGCCAGUAAGAGUGGCAGUGUUCUUUUGUUUAAAGAUUUUUUUUCUGAAUGUAGUUAAUUUUAUAGCACCUGUUGAAUAAAACUGCUAAAAUGGUCAUUCUUUUUAAAAUGUUCUCUUACAUCCCCUUGUCCAGGUGGAUCAGUAGAAAUACCUGAAUGAAUUAGUGGGUUAAACUAAACAAUCUACUGUCCCAGGAAAACUGGACAGUUUGACCAGUUUUCUUUUAGAAAUAUUCAUUUAAAGAAAUAAAAUAAUAGUAGUGCUAAAAGGAAAUACAAAUUUAAAUGUAUUCUAAUUAACUUUGAAAAUUCAUGUACAUCAGAAAACUUACAAAAAUUUAAAAGAAAAAAUUUCACCCUUUUAUUUUUCCAGCUUUCAUGGGAAAUUUACACUAUUGUGACUGAUGCUAAUGUGACUUGAACUGUUGUUGAGUGAGUGAUUCUUUUUCCCUUAAUCUCGACUUUAAGGUGAUAGUUGAAGUUAUCGAGUGAAGUGAAGUUAUAUGUUAUGGAGUCAUAUGGCUUCGGGACAGUAUUAUGUUUCAGUUGCAUCGCUGCAUUCUGUCACAUUUCAUAAAAUGGGGAAAUGUGUUUGAUAAAAUAAAAUUUUCAGACAACUGUAUGAAAUACCUGAUCGAGUGCCUGAUAAUAUAAGCCACAUACAAAGUAUACAAUGAAAGAUUAAGUCCUUAAUGUCAUCUAUAUUUUGGUGUAAAAGCCCAAUCAAGUGUCUUAGAAUUUUGGGUUAAUUCUACCAAGUAAGAAGAGUUUAACUGUCUUGAGAUAGAAGAUGUUCAUGUUUUCUACUCUUCUGAUAAAAAAAAUCUCAGCAUUUUGCCAUCUUAUUUUCAGCUACAUGAGCUUUGCAGUUUCAUUUGAUAACUUGUACUGUUCGUUUUAAUCUUUGCUUCAAAGCUCUCAGUCUCUGAGUAUUGCUUUACUAGCUGUUCUAACUAGUAUUUGAGAAGUUUGGCUGCAACUAUAUUUAUUAAUGCUUUACAUUUUUAUCCCUUUUUACAUACAUCCUUACAAACAUCAUUGUCCUUGUAAGGAUUUGGGGGAGAGUAAAUAGCACCUUUCCUCCUCCUUUUUUGAUUCCUUAGUUCCUAAAUAGACUGGUGCUAGUCAUUUAUAGGUUUCAGAAUUUAUUUUGAUCAAAUCCGAGAAUGUCGACCUCAAUGCAAAAUUCAAGUUUUAAUCCAUCUAAUAUGUAAAAAUAAUAUAUUUUGGGAACAGAUUGCAUUUGAAUGCUUAAAUAAGUCUUUGUUUCAGAAUCAUUGCAUUUUUAUUUAUAGUAGAGAUUUGGUAGAGUAAAUCCUUAUGGCGUGUACAUGCCAGUGUGCUAAGCUACUCUGCUUUCGUGUCAGCUCAGGUGUUCACAGGAACAGGAAUGUGGAGUCUCCGCCCUUCAUGUAAUUGCACUUUUAUGCUUACAUUUCCUUCCUUUUAAGUCUUCAGCUACACUAGUAUGUAAAAUAGUGUAUAGUGAGAGAAAUAAUCGCCCUCUUCAUUUCUCUUUGGUGAUCUGUAAUAGUUUUAAAAUGUAGCUGUUAUUUAAUAACUAUGAUAUAUAUUAAUAACAUAAUCCCACAUAUUUCGUUAAAAAUAAAUAAAUCUCCCAUUCCCACUGUGUUAAGACAGUGAAACAUUCUUUGAUGUUGACCUGAGAACCAAAUGAGCCAUCUUUCCAGUUAAGUAAGUAUUAUGUCAAAGGACCGUAUGGUUCAAAAGGAGAAUUUGUGCGUUCAUUUAGUUUCCCCAAAUGAAGCUUACGGUCAGGACUACCCAUAUUACUAUCUCUCUUCAUAUUGAGUGUAGCACACUGAAAGGGCAUCAUAAUCUUUAUUCUUAUCUGAACAGAAAAACUAAAAAUGAACAAUAAAUCUGGAUUUUAAUCUUUACUAACUAGCCAAAAAACCAUGUCUAUUGGCCACAUUGGACUAUUGCUUAGUUAAAAUCCAUAACAUUUUCCACAAACCAAUGAAAAAGGAAAGAGUAGUAUAACAAUAACCUACAAACCAUUUUUUAUUUUAAUUUUUAAGUACAAAUAAAAAGUGAGUAGAAUGAGGAUUUCAAGGAAUUCUUGUACCUCCCUUUAAUAAUCUGGCAGGUAACACAGUCCUAGAAUUCAGACUUCCUUUUUGGUUUUCAUUACUAUUAAAUAGACACUUUCGUAUAAAUGGAAACAUCUUCCUCAAAACAUUAAUUCAAAACAUACUCCUUAUAUUAAGGAUUAUAUAACCACAUUUUUUGUAAGUUCCCUCUGUGUGUAACUUUUUCCUGUUGGUAUGUGAUUCGUUCUCAUUUAAUUUUAUUAUCUGCUGGUUUUGGGGCCAAUGGACUUGUGAAUAUUCUGUGGAUGUGUCCAUGUAUAGGUGUAUAUAUAUAUACAUAUAUAUAUAUAUUUUUCCAGCUAAUACCUCAGAUGUGUGAUUGUUUAAUAUAUACCACACUAUGUUUGCACAGAGCAGGGCUUCCGUUAGCCGUGGAUAUUCUUACUUCUGACUUUGAAAAUCAUUCCACAGAAUUUCAUCAGUGUGACUUCUUUCUGUUGAUCCGUUUCAAAUUUUAAAACAGAGGUUCCCGUUAUAAGACCCAUACUUCAAAUAUAAUUGUAUGUUUCUGAAUCUAGCAGUGGAAAUAUGUCGGGGUAAGAAGUGUUUCUUGAAGUGUCUAGUAAGUUUUUGAUUAACAGUUGGGACUACUGGUUGCCGAACUGUGUAGUAACUGCACAGUGAUGACACAGUCAUACUCACUUUGACCCAGGAGUCGGGACAUUCCAGUCUGACUCUACUUUGCCAUUUAAGGGUGCCACUAAAAUAACGGAGGUCUUCCAGUGGCACUGGGUAUUUUAAGCAUCAAUUUCAAAAUGAAUUGUUUUUGAGUUGGCUGACUAUACCAAUGAGAAGAAAGAAACUCACACAUAAAUGAUAUUUUAUGACUUAUUUAUAUUAAGAAAUGCUUCUUACCUACUUUGGUUUUGUUUUUGUUUUUUGGAUGGCUACCUAAGACUUUUCCAUUUAAAGUUUAAAUCAUGUGUUUUUUAAAGCUGCAGGUAAUUUUCAAGGUGUGAUGGAAUUUUAAUGGAAGCCUUGUAUAAGUUAAAUGAAAUGAAACUGGUAAAGGAGAUCUAACUUUAUUUGUCUAUAGUGCAUUCAAGAUUAUACAAUUAGAUUUAAAAAUGAAAUGUCUGAUUUGUAAAAUACUUAAUGUUAUAUCAGGCUUAUAAAAUUUUCUGUGUGAGAACUCUGUUAAAGAAAAUGCAUUUGAUUUUUAAUGAAUGUUCUGCUGAAUGAUUUGUGAUGAAUUUUUGUCUUUCGGUCUCUGCAGUUUAUCUCAAUAUAUGAAUAAAAAGAAGGUCUGUUCUCACGGUAAA